AUGGUAAAUUGGGCUACGCUCUUGUCAGAGAAAACAGUCACAAUAUCUCCUAACACGGCUGCUCUGGAACAACUGGCACGAAGAUAUCACCCAGAAGAGGGUUCUGAAGAACCAUUUGAAAUCUCUGCGAAGCUGAGCAAGUACAUCAGUCAACGCAAAAAGGGUUUUGCUCUGCGUAACGCAAAACAAGACCUCAUGAAGGCCAUCAUACCAACAACUACGGGCAAGAGUGAUGUCGCUGACGUUGACAAGGCCGCUGCGGCAGAUGAGUGCGCUGAGGUCUUUGAGGAUGAGGCGGACCGUGUUGUAAAGGACGAGGAUGCAAUCCGAUUGAGGAAGUUUGCGAGAGAGGUAACCAAGAAGGCAGUCAUGGAAAAAAUGCGUGAGAAGGUACGCAAUAAAAUGUCGACUAUCACACAAAUUCGUGGUACAUUGAGGGAGAGUGGUCCAUCAGGAAGUGAGGGGGAGGAUGACCUAGACUCCGAUCUUCAAAUACUCGAGCCCGUAACACUCCUCACCCGAGAAGAGAUGGAGUCUCUGCUACAACCAAUGCGAAAGAAGUUGGGCGAUGAUCAUGAAACCUGUCUCCUCAUUACCAAUGCCCUAAAUCAUGAUGAGGAUGGUGUGCGCAAAUUUUGCAAAUUUGUGUCCGACGGACGCCUGAGGGAGAGCUUUCUGGCCACGAUUGUGUCGGUAGAGUGGGUGUUUUAUUUCCUGGCUGCGGUCAAUGGCUCUGCUCGGACCUUGAUGGGCCUUUUGGAUACUCUGGCCGACAAGAGUGAGGCCAAUAGAACGAAUGCCCAGGCAGUUGUUAAACUGCUAACCGGGCAGCUGGGCGAAGGACCCUAUCUUAAACCCUUUUACAAUGCUUUCAUGCAGUGUCGAGCAGCUGUCGUCAGCUUUUGCGUGAAAAGGGGAGGCAAUCAGGCGGAGAUUGAGGCUGUCUUCAGAGAAUGCCUCUGCGACAUGGAUGACGAGUAUGAGAGGAUGGGUGAGAUGCUUGGUCUUACGGAUGAAGAGUUCGCUGUGGGCGAGGACAGAAGGAUUGCAAAUAUGGAUGUGGAUGACGACGAUUUUAGUGGUCCGGAGGGCACCAACGAGGUUGAAGUACGUGUCUACAAUCGCAUGGGUUCAACAAGCCCAGGCCAAUCUGGAGUCUUUACUGACGGUGCAGGUCUUGAAUUACCCGACUUCAUUGAUGAGCAAUCAGAGGACAUCAGUGUUGAGAGCUGUGCAAAAACAUUUUCAGAGUUAAUGCGUUAUGAUGCUGUUCAAACUGCCUACCAGUUAAAUAGCGACAAUCUCUUUUGGCCGCAGACCACUGGUAAUAAGGCAAAACGGGCAUUUGUUAUUUGCAUUGUUCCAUAA
Messenger RNA from Dibothriocephalus latus, 1368 nucleotides. The record is from the annotation of a GenBank genome assembly. Lineage: Eukaryota; Metazoa; Platyhelminthes; Cestoda; Diphyllobothriidea; Diphyllobothriidae.